CAAACCUAUUUAUAUUCCAUUCUUUAAUCUCGAUUUCUGUUCCGCCCCCCCCUGUCUCGUCGUCCCAUCCUCAUUGUCCCUCGUCUUCUUCAUCACUGUCAUCGCUCCAACCUGCAAACCUUAACCUCGAAUCUCCCAAUUACGGUGUUGGAUUUUUGAAAAAUCGGGAUUCAUUUUCCCGAUUUUCAGAGGAUUUGAGGUGUCUAGAUAUGGCCACUUCGAAUACCAGCAAUGUUUACAUCCACGUCAUCGAAGACGUCAUUAAUAAGGUCCGAGACGAGUUCAUCAACAAUGGUGGUCCUGGGGAAAGCGUCCUCAAUGAGCUCCAAGGAAUAUGGGAGAUGAAAAUGAUUCAAGCUGAGGCUAUAUUAGGUCCGAUUGAGAGGAACCCAGCUCAAAAAACGGCACCUGGUGGUGGAAUUGCCCCUGUGCAUGACCUUAACGUACCUUACGAAGGCAAUGAGGAGUAUGAAACUCCCACUGCUGAUUUACUUUUUCCUCCUACACCAAUGCCAGGAACAGCUCAAACACCGCUACCUGGAACAGCGCACACUCCCACUGUUGAUUUGCUCUUUCCUCCGACUCCUUUACCGACCCCAGCCCCUACACCCUUACCAGGAACAGCUCAAACCCCGUUGCCUGGAACUGCUCAGACACCAAUGGGAACAACAGAUAACGCUAUGUUUAACAUUCCUACUGGAGGAACUCCAAUCACACCCAAUGAUUACUCUUCUACAAAUGAGAAUGAUGUCAUUGAUGUUAAACCUGCUCAGGGGAGGCCUAGUCCUUUCAUGCAACCACCCUCAACUUGGAUGAACCAAAGACCUCCCCUUGAUGUUAAUGUUGCUUAUGUAGAAGGACGUGAAGAGGGUGAACGAGUAACAUCCCAGCAACCCUUGACACAGAUGCAGGAUUUUUUCAUGGUGUCGUCUGGAAAGCGAAAAAGGGAUUUUGCUUCACAGUAUCAGGCUGGUGGUUACAUACCACAGCAAGAUGGUUCUGCAGAUGCAUUGUAUUACGAUCCAAAGAGUGGUCCAUAUAGCAGUACACAACAGCAAUCUGUUACUGCUGGCGAGGAGAUGGUGAUAGAAGGCUCAAGAUCUUCAAGAAUCCCUCAGCUGGAUGGUCCAAUUCCCGAUCCUUAUGAUGAAAUGCUUGCAACACCUAAUAUCUAUAAUUAUCAAGGAGGGGUUGAAGACUACAAUAUUGCUAAUACACCGGGACCAGACAUGCAGGCACCUACUCCUGCUCUGGCCCUUCAAAACGAUCUUCUAGACGACGACGAUGAGGACCCUUUGAAUGAAAAUGAUGAUGACGAUUUGGACGAUGUGGACCAAGGAGAGGAUCUCAACACAACUCAUCUAGUUUUGGCUCAGUUUGACAAGGUGACACGCACGAAGAGCAGAUGGAAGUGUACUCUCAAGGAUGGUAUAAUGCAUAUUAAUAAUAAAGAUAUACUCUUUAAUAAGGCAACGGGAGAGUUUGACUUUUGAUUGUGUUGUGAAAGAAAGCUUUCUUGCGAAAUGAGCACCGAGCUUAAUGUUGAAAGAAUGUUUAUUAGGUGUCAUUGUAACUGCUCGAUUUAUUCGAGUAGAAGACUGUCGAGCGGAAAGCAAGAAUGCUUAUUAGGUACUAUUAUUAUUGUAAUUGCUCGAUUUUAUCAAGUAGAAGACCGUCGAGUGGGCAUCAGUUUGUCUCUGAUUAGUUGAUGUACAUAAAGGAAGAGGGUUUUUUGCCAUCAUUUACUCGUCACUCGACAAUAUGAGUAUAUUGUGUAUCUCUACAAUUCCGUAGACUGUAUGUGUUUCAUUUUUGUUGUUUAUGUAAAGUGAAUUAUGUCCCCUACCCCAAUUUCUCAUGAGAUUUAUUUAUUGAUUUAUUUAUGUGGUAAACAAUGGUUUAUUGAUUUAAUCACU
Molecule: messenger RNA, 1916 nt
Organism: Cuscuta europaea
Lineage: Eukaryota; Viridiplantae; Streptophyta; Magnoliopsida; Solanales; Convolvulaceae
Source: the annotation of a GenBank genome assembly